This is a messenger RNA of Salvia hispanica, 734 nucleotides long. Its product is annotated as zinc-ribbon domain protein. The record is from RefSeq and is a predicted model, not a curated record. Lineage: Eukaryota; Viridiplantae; Streptophyta; Magnoliopsida; Lamiales; Lamiaceae.
UUACACGUAAAUGGUGCAGUCACAAAACGACGACGUCGCGAAGGAUUCGUCUAGAGGCAUCCAUGGCGGAUGCAGGUGGAGCUAGAACACUCCACCACUGCUUCUGAUCCACCAUAAAAACCCAAUCAAAUUUCCCCAAUCACACCAAAUUGUUGAAUUACUCCAUCAGAGCACGCAAAUCGUUGUAAAUCAGCAACAAAAAAUGUUUUUCUUUUUCGUGGGAGGAUUGGAGCAGCAGGCGAGGCAGGUGUUGAAGAGCGGCGUCGGUCGUUGCAUAUCCUGCGGAUCUCCGGCGGAUCUCGUGGAGUACGAGAAAGUGCUCAAGGCCUUCUUCGUGCCGGUGUGGCGCUGGCCAGGGAAGGAGCCGCUCAUGCACUGCAAGGACUGCAAUCUCUUCUUCCCUCAAUCGAUCUCUCCUCCUCCGCCGCCGCCGCGCCUCCUGGAGAAGGAAUCCGUGGAUGCGGCUUUGAGAUGCCACUUCUGCUCUCGUCAGGUCGAUGCCUCGUUCAGGUUUUGCCCCUUCUGCGGAUCGGGGCUUUAGAUUAUGAAAUUAGGGUUCUGUUAGCUCAAUUUGUAAUGUUUCGAAUUUGGGAAAUAGAAAAGUAAAUUGACGAAAUAUUGAGAUGCUUUUGUCUUAGCUCAUCCAAAUUGCCUUGAUUAGAUUAUGAAAUUAGGGUUCUGUUAGCUCAAUAAAUGUUUUCGAAUUUGGGAAAUAGAAGAGUAAAUUGACAACA